GCAAAUUUGCCCUCCCAACAGCCAUACAAGCUUUGAGCAAACUCAUUUCGCAUCAAAUUCUUCAAGGUUUCGGAGCAUAACAUCAAUGGGGGAAGUUUUAUUUGAACUCGAACAAGUUCUCAGGUCCAAGCAGCAUAAAUUGACGCUAGAAGAAUCAAAUGCGCUCCUGAAUUGCAAGUCUAAGGCUAUGAAGGAAUACACCGUUGGAGCUCUUUUUGGGGCCGGGGUUGCAUGGAUAGCCACACCGAAACUGAGUUUAUUUGGUCGAAUUGGUAUUUCAGCAGGAGCUUCUGCUGUUGUGGGAUUGUGGAGACUUGGGAGUUCUUUAGACUCAUGUCUUGAUCAUAUUCUUUCUUUGGAAGGAAGUCAGAUGCAGACAGAGUUAGCAUACAUAAUGGCGAAAAAGUAUAGGAAUGAUCCGUUGCACAUGCAACGUAUCUCUAAGCUCUUUUACUCUGAGAGUGUUUUUGAUGACACAACUUCAGAUCAGCCAAAAACAAGGUGGCGGUAUCGGAAUUUCUUUAGUGACAACGUACAUCAUGGUCAAAGCACAAAUGAGAGCGACUCUAACGGUGACUUCCAAGGUGAUUCAGACAGUGGCUCUCGUGUUGAUUAUAACAGUAAUAACCAAAGGGGUUCGAAUGGUGCCCGUCCUAAUGCCCACCUGGACUCUGAGAGCAAGCAAGCUCCUAUGAGAUCUGUUAUUGAUGCAAUGGACCCCCUUGAUUGCGUUUUCGGCUAUCCAGCAAUGGAGGAGAUUCACCCCCCUAACCCUUCAACCACGUCUCCCCGAACGCAUACUCGUAACCACAAAAGAGCUCACCGCAGGCGUCGAAUGCGCCAUCAGGAUGUUUUAUUGAAUUCUCAUCAUGCAUAACUUGGAGUUUUAUUUAAAUGAACCUCUUGGAGGAUAUCAUAGAGGAAAGUUAGAGGAAGUGAAAAUGUGGAGUUGUGAAGGCCGUGUUUGGAAUUAAUCCCUUUUUUAUUUUUUACG
Messenger RNA from Morus notabilis, 994 nucleotides. RefSeq lists its product as uncharacterized. The transcript has 6 exons. The record is from RefSeq and is a predicted model, not a curated record. The coding region runs from base 86 to 877 and encodes 263 amino acids. NCBI's taxonomy places the organism in Eukaryota, Viridiplantae, Streptophyta, Magnoliopsida, Rosales, Moraceae.